AUGCCUCUAGAUAAAUUCUUUCGACCUCUGCUGCCUUUCGAGGUUGCUGAUUUAAUCGCAUUAUGGCACAUCCACCGAAUUCCCAUCAUCCUGUCAACGGUAACAGUCCUCAUAGUUGCUCGGACGUAUCUACAUAUACGAUGCCCCAGAUACAAAAUCCCAGAUACGCCGCCUAUUUCCCCAGCGCUGCCAGCUCUGAAUGGGAAGUCAACUCCACCCGAAAAGAAAGCAGUCGCAGCCGUAGAAAAGGCUCCCAGAAGGAUUGUGGGCGGCCUGAAGAGGAGAAAAUCGUCGCAGGAGGACAUAAAGCCAAGGAAACAGAAGAUCCGAGUGCUGGUAUUCUUCUCGUCCCUGACUGGUACUACCGAGAAGAUCGCGAAGGCAUUCACCGAAGAAAUUGCGCAAAGUACGAGGAAGAUUGCAGAGACAACUUCCACUACUUUCUUGGAGCCAGUAAUACUCGACCUAUCAUACAUAGACUAUGAUGAGUACUUUAUCAACCCGCCCAAGAAUGAUUCGGGAGCUCAGUACUUUUAUUUACUGCUGCUCCCUACGUACAACAUUGAUACCGUACUCGACAAUUUCCUUGAGCAUUUGCAGGAGACGCACAAUGAUUUCAGGAUAGAUACCGCGCCUCUGUCGACGAUAUUGGGAUACUCUGUCUUUGGAUUUGGGGAUAGAGAUGGCUGGCCGACUGAGGAAGAGGGAUUUUGCUCGCAAGCUAGGGAUGUGGAUAAGUGGAUGGCGAAGUUGACGGGGAAAAAGAGAGCUUUUCCGCUAGGAAUGGGGGACUCGAAGAGUGAUGCUACAGAGCGAUUGGCAGAGUGGAAGGAAGGUGUCGAGGAUGUCCUUGGGCAUAUCGCAGCUACAGGGUCUUUAGGUGAGGGGGUUGUGGGAAGUGGAGAUGCUGUGGAAAGUGAUAUGGAGGAUGUUGAUGACGAGGACGACGUGCUAUUUGACGACCAGAAGAUAGCUCAACGAAAGACCAAGGCUCAGAAGAAAGACGCCUUGAACGACCUAGAGGACAUUGGAAGCGCCAUGAACAAGCAAGCCUCUAUUCCAGGAGCUGACCUCGACGACGAACCCCUGGAAGUGGACUUCACAACCUACGGCAAAAAUCCGCAAUCAAAACCAACUCCAGUUAUCAAAGAGAUGGUUCCCAAAAACUCGCCCACCUACACGGCUCUCACCAAGCAAGGCUACUCCAUAGUCGGAUCUCAUUCAGGAGUCAAGAUCUGCCGCUGGACCAAAUCGGCCCUCCGCGGUAGAGGCUCCUGCUACAAAUACUCCUUCUACGGCAUCGCCUCGCACCAAUGCAUGGAGACGACGCCCUCUCUCUCCUGCUCCAACAAAUGCGUCUUCUGCUGGCGCCACGGCACCAACCCAGUCGGCACAACCUGGCGCUGGAAAGUCGACGCCCCAGAUCUAAUCUUCGACGGCGUCAAGGCAGGACAUUACCAAAAGAUCAAAAUGAUGCGCGGCGUCCCCGGUGUCCGAGCAGAGCGCUUCGCAGAAGCAAUGCGCAUUCGUCAUUGCGCUCUCUCGUUGGUAGGAGAGCCAAUCUUCUACCCGCACAUCAACGAGUUCACGGCUAUGCUGCACAAAGAGCAUAUCUCAUCCUUCCUAGUCUGUAACGCGCAGCAUCCCGAUCAGCUCGCGGCGCUCAAACCCGUGACGCAACUGUACGUAUCGAUCGAUGCCUCGAACCGUGAGUCGCUGCGGAAAAUUGACAGGCCGCUGCACCGCGACUUCUGGGAGCGCUUCCAGCGAUGUCUGGAUAUUCUGAAGGAGAGACGCUUCGAGCAGCGCACCGUGUUCCGCCUGACGCUUGUGAAGGGCUUUAACAUCGAGGAUGAAGCUGAGGGCUACGCGGAUCUGGUUGAGAAGGGCCUCCCCUGCUUUGUGGAAGUCAAGGGUGUGACGUAUUGCGGCACAUCGUCUUCCGCAGGUGCAGGGCUCACGAUGCAAAAUGUCCCAUUCUACGAAGAGGUGUGCGCCUUCGUCGAAGCUCUGAACGCCGCUCUAGCUAGACGCGGGCUCGGCUAUGGAAUUGCAGCUGAGCAUGCACAUAGCUGCUGCAUCCUGCUUGCUAGUGAGCGCUUCCGGGUUGGGGGGAAGUGGCACACGAGAAUCGACUACGUGAAGUUCUUCCAGUGUUUGGAGAGUAAAGAGCCGUUCAGGCCGGAGGAUUACAUGGGGCCUGAGACUCCGGACUGGGCGACUUGGGGCAAGGGGGGCUUCGAUCCCAGGGAUGAGAGAGUCUAUAGGAAAGGGAAGAACAAGGUUGCGCUUACGGAGAAGCAGGGUGUGGUUAUGGAGAUUUGA
Drepanopeziza brunnea f. sp. 'multigermtubi' MB_m1 is the source of this 2325-nucleotide messenger RNA. RefSeq lists its product as uncharacterized. The record is from RefSeq and is a predicted model, not a curated record. Lineage: Eukaryota; Fungi; Ascomycota; Leotiomycetes; Helotiales; Drepanopezizaceae. Gene Ontology annotation, molecular function: 4 iron, 4 sulfur cluster binding; FMN binding; catalytic activity. Gene Ontology annotation, biological process: wybutosine biosynthetic process.